This is a messenger RNA of Raphanus sativus (radish), 1292 nucleotides long. Its product is annotated as MADS-box protein AGL71-like. Gene Ontology annotation, molecular function: DNA-binding transcription factor activity, RNA polymerase II-specific; RNA polymerase II cis-regulatory region sequence-specific DNA binding; protein dimerization activity. The transcript has 6 exons. Bases 508 to 1167 code for a protein of 219 amino acids. The record is from RefSeq and is a predicted model, not a curated record. NCBI's taxonomy places the organism in Eukaryota, Viridiplantae, Streptophyta, Magnoliopsida, Brassicales, Brassicaceae. Gene Ontology annotation, biological process: positive regulation of transcription by RNA polymerase II. Gene Ontology annotation, cellular component: nucleus.
UAAACUUAGGGUUUGUGCCUCUCUGCAUAAAUAAAGUUUUUUUUUUUGAAAAAUGCAUAAAGAAAGUUUGAGCAAAGAAAGACUAAAUCAUCAAAGGGAUAUGACUCAAUUCAUCUGUCUCUAGUUAUCAUCGAUCUUAUUGUUCUGUUCAUUUCAUCUCUUUUUCUUCUGAAAGUUCCUUUUUAUUUAUAUCACAGAUUUUCUUGGUUGCUUUCUGAUUCUCGAGGUCUUUGAAGCGAAUCUUGACAGAUUUAGAAAAGGGGUUUUGUUUGGUAUCUUUUUUUCCUCGAUUUUUCAUUAUUUUCCUAGGGAAGUUAUCACUUUGACUUUUGUGUGGACAUCUGAUCUUGUCUUUAGAUCUCUCACUUGUUAUAUAGACCCAAUUUCUUGGUUUUGAUUUGUAUCCAAGUGAAUUCGUUUCUUUUUUCUCUAAAGAAACUAAAUUUUUAUCCUAUAAAAUUGUUCAGAUUUAGGGUUUCAUACAGAUUCAAAAAUCAUGGCAGGAAGAUGGUGAGAGGGAAGAUCGAGAUCAAGAGAAUCGAAAACCUAACGAGCAGGCAAGUAACCUUCUCCAAGCGUAGGAAAGGUCUCCUUAAGAAGGCUCACGAGCUUUCAGUUCUAUGCGAUGCUCAAGUUGCAGCCGUUGUCUUUUCUCAGAAAGGCAAACUAUACGAAUACGGUAGCUCCGACAUGAAGAAGAUGAUGGAACGAUGUGAGAUACAUAGAAGGGAAUAUUUUCAUGCAGAGAGAUUCCAAAAAGAGCAGCAGGUGCAGGAUCUCAAGAAUGAAAUCACGAUUAUGGUGAACUCGAUUGAACUUCUUCAACGUCAUUGCCGGAGGCUGAUGGGGCAAGAUUUAGAUUCUUGUUCUUUGGAGGAGCUCAAAGAGAUAACUAUUCAAAUUGAGAAAAGCCUUACUAUUGUUAGAUCAAGGAAGGCUACGUUAAAUGAGGAAGAGGUGCGGAAACUAAAAGCAGAGAUUGCAGGAAAAAGAGAGCUGUUGAACGAGAGAACUAGGCUGCACGAAAUGUUUGAAGAAAAGCCCUUGUGGAUGCAGUCGAGGAACCUAGAGAGUGAGAAGAAUGCAUCUUCCUCUGCCAGUGAAAACAUGCACAUAUCCAAUGUCGAAACUGAUUUGUUCAUCGGAUUGCCUAGAAGCAGAGUCUAAAUGUGAAAUGAUUUCUUUGUAUUUUAAUUAACAGGUUCUUGUUUUCAUAUUUUUCAAGUAUAUACUCGAUUCUCUAUUUGCGUAAAACUAAGAAUAAAGUGAUGUAUAUAAGAUUGUUAUCUACU